CUUUAUGUUUACAUCAUGGCGGACGAAGAAGAUUUCGAUCUGGAUUUGGAUGAAACCUUUCUCAGCGCAACAAAUUACGUGCGGCGUUGCGCAAAUAGCAUGGCGAGCGAUCAUCUUCUUUAUUUCUAUGGUAGAUAUAAGCAGGCCACUGAAGGGAAGUGUAAUACACCCAAGCCAGGUUUUUUUGAUUUUCAAGGCAAAGCUAAAUGGGAUGCUUGGAACAAGCUUGGAUCUAUGGAUAAAUUAGAAGCAAUGAAGCAGUACGUGACACAACUAACCAACAUAGACCAUGACUGGAGGAAUAAGCUGUCUGCAUCAGGUGAUGAUUCUGGGAAGAAAAAAGCUGCCACAAGUGGUAUGGGUGUGACAGUCAGUGUGAUGGCUCGCACUGAGAGCGAUAUGAGUGACGGGGAAAAAACAGUUUUUGACUGGUGCAAGGAAGGAAACGUUGAAAAAGUCAGAGAAAUUCUUGGUUCAAAUUCUUCCAUUGUUGAUGGUUUAGACGAAGAGGGGCUGGCUCUACUGCACUGGGCUAGUGAUAGAGGUUAUACUCAAAUGGUUGAAUUAUUACUGAAUCUACACGCUGACAUAAAUAUUCAGGAUGUGGACAAACAGACUGCAUUACAUUACGCUGUCUCCUGUGAACACCCAGACAUCAUCAAGCUACUUAUCAAAUACGGAAUAGACACAUCUCUCAAAGAUGCAGAUGGAAACACUGUCAUGGACAUUGCCAGGGAUGCGAAACCUGAUAUAAAAUUAUUAUUGGAGGCGUCAGCUUAAUGCGUAAAAUAUAUAUCAACUCAUCAGUUUACAUGUGACCUCGCACCAUUGAAGUAUAAUGAUUAUGAACAUUCCGAUACCCCUCUUGCCAGGUGUUAAGAAAAAAAAUUUCAUAUAAUUUAUAUUCAUCUAAUCUUCAAAGGAACAAUGAGAAAGGAUUCCUCAUAGUUAUAGUGUGGCUAAAUUUUGUUGACUCCAUGUGAUAAUGUGUAGUGAUUUUAUUAUUUUUAAUAUGUUAAUUAGUAAAAUGCAAUGAAAGCUAUUCUUAACAAGGUUGUCUUAACUUACGAUAACAAGCACCAAUGAGCAUUUAUUAUUUUCUUAUGCAAAUUAUAAAUAAAAUGAUUAAAAUCAAAAUUGAACUUUGUGCUGAAUACAAAGUUUCAACAGUUGAACUUGUGAAUGGUUACAGGGAGAUAACAUUUGUUUUAAAUUUUUGUUAUUUUGUUCUGCUACUAUACUGUAGGAUUGACAAGCUAGGCUGGUUUUGACAUUAUGAUGUAUCAGUAUUUAUGCCUCUUCUACAAGGUUUACAUAGUAGGACAUAAAAAAGAUGGCUUGAUAUGAUGGCUAGAUGAAGUUACAUCUGGUGAAAUAAAAUAAUUUGGGCAUUCUUAACAGAAAACAGUACUGACAUAUCAUAUUAUCUAUAACAUGACAGAAAAGUCAAACAGUAAUUAGCUGGUGUAGAUAAGAUUAUUUUUUACAUUUAUUUAAUGAUUUUAUUUUGCAGUUUAGAUUAAUUUAGUUUAUGUUAUAGUUGCUAUGGUGAUUGAACACCUGACUUGAGAUGUUGAGGUGAUUUGGUUUACAUGUGAUUUAGUGAUUAAAAUCAAAGGAAGAUUUGACUGAUAGAUUUUAAAUAUGAAUAUUUUGGGUCACUUAUGAUGUGGCCAUUUGUUUUGGUAUGUCUGUAAAACCCUUCUGAAGAUUCUCUUGAUUUAAAAUAAAUUAAAAUGACAGCACCCAUCGUACUUAAUGAAUAUUUUUGUUUCUGUCAUAUCAUGUCUAUUUGUGAAUGUUAUGCUUGCUGAAUAUUCUGACAUUGUACCCAGUUGAAUACACUUGUUUACACU
Molecule: messenger RNA, 1856 nt
Organism: Physella acuta
Lineage: Eukaryota; Metazoa; Mollusca; Gastropoda; Physidae
Product: acyl-CoA-binding domain-containing protein 6-like
Molecular function (GO): fatty-acyl-CoA binding; protein binding
Source: RefSeq, a predicted model, not a curated record